Molecule: messenger RNA, 465 nt
Organism: Verticillium alfalfae VaMs.102
Lineage: Eukaryota; Fungi; Ascomycota; Sordariomycetes; Glomerellales; Plectosphaerellaceae
Exons: 3
Coding region: 1-465 (154 amino acids)
Source: RefSeq, a predicted model, not a curated record
AUGGAAAUUGGCGAGCUGGCCUAUCACGGCCAUCCGACUAACACCACUUUCGGCAGCAGGCUAGACUGCGUCAGUACUCUGGCGCGGCGCAGCAGCGAGGUUGUCCCCUGCCCUGCGUACCGCGUCGCGUCUCAGACGAGGGCCGCUCCAGGCAACACUUUUCAAUCCGUCGCUGAUUCGCCUGCUCGACUGUUGUCAGACGCAUCCCUGGUCAGUGGCUUCUAUGCACAGCCCAGGACGCAUAUUUGCCAUACGUACGACCAUGCACCUGUCCUACCGAGAAGCAGAUCAAUUUUCGUACCAAGACCAAUCACAAUGUUCAGCUUCCGGCAUGCCCCCGUCGCCAAGGCCCGUAAUUGCAUGCCGUGUCGGAACCUGAAGACGCCGAAGUUGUGGCACUGGUGGGUCAAGUGCGACAGCGCCGAGCCGGGCCCAACGGAGCACUUCGACAGUACGCACAUUUAG